AUGUCACAAACUCGCUCUCCUGCGGCGUACCGGGAUUAUAUCCCUCCUGCUGACGUCCCAAGAAGCAUACAGCUGGCAAAUUCCGACACCUAUGAAUGGGCAGGUCAUCGAUGCUCUGAACCUUUCAUGAUCGGGUGGAUGAAGGCAUGGAAGGAACUUUACGACCAGCCCUACAAAGGAAUCACAACCGACGGCAAUGUGACCCCCAACCUCUUUCGCCUGGCAGACAAGAAUGAAGACUUCGGAGCCCCAGUGCAUGCCGUCAAGGCAGCCCAGGAUGCUAUUGAUGUCGCGACAGUAGAGGAAAAAGAGAAGCUGCUCAGACCGGUUGAUGCACCUGAAUGGCGCUUCUGGCUUAACCCAGAGAUUUACACAUUCAGGCAUGGCAUCCGGCUGGAGGAAGCUUCCAAAGGCCUAGUCACUGCUCUACACGACCUGAUGAAAGCAAGUCUAUCCUCCGAGGGUUACGAGAAGGCCCAUGGGUGUAUGAAGGUCAAUCAAUUCCUUGGCGAGGUGGUGAAUGGCACCAAAGUCCUGAACGAGAACUCAUACAACUUUGUCAUCUUCGGAACACCCGCUCGGGAAGAGCCGUGGGGUUGGCAGAUAUUCGGCCACCAUCUUUGCAUGAAUUGCUUUAUGGUCGGAACCCAGAUGGUGGUAUCUCCUGUUUUCAUGGGUGCCGAGCCGAAUAUCAUUGACGAAGGCCCCCAUGAAGGCAUCGAGCUUUUCGUUGAUCAAGAACAGACUGCGCUCCACCUCAUGCAAUCGUUCGAUACUGUGGUGCAGAAGGAUGUGCAGAUUUAUAAGAAGCUUAGUGGACCUGAGUAUCCGCCUGGAAGAUGGCACCGGGCUGAUCAGCGACAUCUUGGAGGUGCUUUCCAAGAUAACCGUGUGAUUCCAUACGAAGGCGUCAAGGUAUCGACAUUCUCUGACUCCCAGCAAGAUGCGGUCCGCAGGUUGGUCAAACUAAGCCUUAACUAUCUUCCGGAGAAAGCACUAGCUGCUCACCUUCAGGAGAUUGCUAGUCACUGGGAAGACACAUGGUUCUGCUGGAUUGGUGGGUUCGGUGACAGAGAUGCCUUUUAUUAUAAGGUGCAGUCCCCCGUCAUUAUGGUUGAGUUUGACCAUCACUCGGGCGUUUUUCUAAAUAACAAGGACCCUCUCCCCUUUCAUAUCCAUACGCUGGUCAGAACUCCUAAUGGCAAUGAUUAUGGGAAACAACUUUUGAGACAGUAUCAGGAGCGGAAUGAAAUAGUGUAA
Molecule: messenger RNA, 1260 nt
Organism: Fusarium sp. VM40
Lineage: Eukaryota; Fungi; Ascomycota; Sordariomycetes; Hypocreales; Nectriaceae
Source: the annotation of a GenBank genome assembly